Messenger RNA from Polyodon spathula (Mississippi paddlefish), 3124 nucleotides. It is a transcript of the gene akap8l, whose product is annotated as A kinase (PRKA) anchor protein 8-like. The record is from RefSeq and is a predicted model, not a curated record. The transcript is spliced from 13 exons. Bases 32 to 2131 code for a protein of 699 amino acids. Gene Ontology annotation, molecular function: DNA binding. Gene Ontology annotation, cellular component: nucleus. Lineage: Eukaryota; Metazoa; Chordata; Actinopteri; Acipenseriformes; Polyodontidae.
UUCCGGCAGCUGGAUCAGACAUCGAUGAAGAAUGGAUAGCCGUGGAUACAAAGCGGGGUAUGGAAACUCCUCAAGCUACUCCAGCUGGGACACUGGAACCAGUAACAGAGGGUCUGCAGGGGGCUACGAUUCCUACGACUAUGGCUAUGGGCAGAAGGACUCCUCUGGGUCGGGCAGCUAUGGUGGUUACGGGAUGCAGUCGAAGAGCUGGGAGCUCCCGAAGCAGAGCGGCCUCGGCUCCUCCCUCUCCAGCACCGGCACCAACGCGGACGCAGUGAUUGCCAAGAUCAACCAGCGGCUCGACAUGCUGUCGCAGCUAGAGGGCGACAGCGGGACGAUGGGAGGAGGGGGCGGUCGGCAGGGAGACAGGUUUGACCAAUACGAGUCCUACGACUCUCGGUCCGCCUCACUGAACCACCGUGAUCUCUACAGAUCUGCAUACGGUUACAGUGAAGGGGGACUGGACCCACAGCGCCAACAUCGGGGCGGCAGCUCCUACGCGGCUGGGCGCUUCAGUAACCCCGCCCCCUCCUCCUCCUUCUCCUCUGCCAUGCCCUCCUACGGAUCGGGCCACGCCCACAGCCAAAGACCCCGGGACAACUUCGGCCAGGGCUGGCCCGGCCGUUCUCAACGCGGCCUGGGAGGAGCUGCCGGCAGGGGGUUUGGAGACAGGUGGAGCGAGCCCCGAACGGGAGCCCGGGGCAGUGGCAGCAGUCGUGGCCCUUCCCCAGGGGGCAGGCCCCCCUCGCUUUUCUCCCACGACAUGCACCCCGAGAUGGGUGCGUUCCAAAAGGGUUCCCCUGGGGACAGGCGCUUCGGAGGCGCUGCAGGGUUUGGGGCCGACAGACAGCGUGUGAGGAAGAGGGUGCCCACCAGAACAAAGGUGCAGAAGGGCGGCAAAAAUAAGAGGAAGCAGCCACAGAACAGCGGGGAUGCACCAGAGAGCAAAGUAGCAAAAAAGGAACAGCUGGAAUUCAAUUUGGGAAAUGAGAAGGAGACUGAGGAAGCACAAGCAGACAUUGAGGAAGCCAAGCCUAAAGCUGAAGGUGAAGGUACAGCGGAUGGGGAAGAUGCUCUCACAAUGCAGGAGGAGAUCAACCAGAUCAAACUCAAGCUGCAGGCCAGCAAGCAGACCCAGGAGAAGCAGAAGAGGCGGCAACGCAGCCGGCUUAUCGAGAGGGUGCAGUAUGCCUGCUCGGUGUGCAAGUUCCGUUCCUACUACGAUGACGACAUGAAGAGUCACCUGGAGAGCAAGUUUCACAAGGACCACUUCAAGUUCCUCGCCACCAAGCUGUCCAGCCCCACAGCCGCCUUCCUGCAGCAAUACCUGUUAAACAAAAGCAAGCGGACAGAGGAGAGGCGUGGCCACAUUGACAACAUCAGCGCCGCUAUCACCCAGAUCUACAAGGAACAGGACCUCACUCGGGAUAUCGGUAUGGAGCACUUUGUGCGGAAGGUGGAGGCUGCUCAUUGCGCUGCCUGUGACCUGUUCAUCCCCAUGCAGCCCGGACUGAUCCAGAAGCACCUGAAAUCCCAUGAGCACAACAUUAACCGCAAGGGUAUGAUGGAACAGUCCAAGAGGGCUAGCAUGUCUGUUGCCCGGAGCAUCCUGAACCACAAAGUCAUCUGCAAGAAGCUGGACCAGUACCUGAAGGGAGAGAACCCCUUUGUAUACGACCCAAACAGUAAAGAGGAUCAAGAAGAGGAAGGAGGGGAGAAUGUGGAGGGAGGGGAUCUGAAUGACAGUCUAGGGGAGGGGGAACAGGAGAAUGUGGAGAGAGGGGAUCUGAAUGACAGUCUGGGGGAGGGGGAACAGGAGAAUGCAGAGGGAGGGGAUGUAAAUGAGUCUCUGGUGGAGGGGGAACAGGAGAAUGCAGAGGGAGGGGAUAUGAAUGAUUGUCUGGUGGAGGGGGAACAGAAGAAUGGGAAUGGGGAAAAAGAGGUUAAGGAGGAGGAGCAGCGGCAGGGAGAGGGGGCUACUGCUGAGGAGAAAGGGGGGGACCCCCAAACUGCAGAGAUGCAGGAGGAAGAGAUGGGAAUGGAGCUGGGUGAAGAAGAGGGGAUCCCUGUUGAUGAAGGUGGUGACGCCAACAAAACUGCUGAAGGCAUUGAGGAACCUGCUGCAGAAUAGCUGCUUUUAAUUUUGUUCAUUUCUCCGCCUUUCAUCAAUAGCCUGUAUUUGUUUUAAGUUAAUGUGGAGAUUAUCGCUGACAAAUUCUAAAUGAUUUGUUUAGGACCAGCCACCACUUCAAGAAAAUUAAAGGUCCCAGCACUAACAAAACCUGUUCUUGUAGAUACACGGAUUAAGGAGACUGGGGGUGGUCUUGACUAACAGGAUUGGAGUGUAUUCAUUGCUGUAUUGUGAGGUUGAGGAAAUCUCCCCACUGCAUCAUCUACCAAAUGAUCAACAUAUGCUCCACUUAAAGCCAGUGGUAGUCUUCACACAGUACCUACAGUGAUGCCCCUUUACGUAGGAUAUCUUUUUGUUAGUGCUGCACAAACCGAUUAUUCGGAUCAAGCUUUCCUCGGCUGAGGGUCUUUGUCGGUUGGGCUAGCUUACCAAUUCCAACUGAAACAAGUGAUGAAACAGCUGCUUGGGUUUGUGUGGAUAUCUGUUCUCAACAGUGUCACCUAAGAAACGCAGUAACACCCAAGCAGCUGUUUCUUCAGUCAUUUCACUUGUUUUUUUUUGUUUUUUUUUUUAAAUGAGGCAGUGAGUUGUAUUUAUCUGUACAUUCAGUCAGUAUCUCUGAUGGUGGGUUCUCUUCUAAUUUUGUUUCUGUAUAGUCAGUGUUGGGUCACUUUUUUUUCCCUGAAGGAGCUGUUCUGUUUAUUGUAAAACUGCAGAGCGGUUUGGACUUUGAGACAGAAUGUAAAGAUGUUAGGAGAUAACUUUUUAUAACUUGAAGAAGCAGGCCACCGUGCAAUAAGUAAAAUGCAAAUGGUUUGUUAACAAUGUUAAUUCUUCACCAGUGUUCUGUUCUUAAACUGGUGGCUGGUGGAUGCAUUUUCUAUGACAUUGUACAGAUAGUUCCUCUGUUCUGUCUGUAUGGUGGUAGGUUUGAAUGCUGUCUCUGUAUAAUGUGUUUUCAAAGGCUUCCAUUAAACAGUUUGGUUUUUUUUA